Molecule: messenger RNA, 2158 nt
Organism: Culicoides brevitarsis
Lineage: Eukaryota; Metazoa; Arthropoda; Insecta; Diptera; Ceratopogonidae
Product: UNC93-like protein
Exons: 6
Coding region: 374-1960 (528 amino acids)
Biological process (GO): regulation of muscle contraction; regulation of potassium ion transport
Cellular component (GO): plasma membrane; striated muscle dense body
Molecular function (GO): potassium channel regulator activity
Source: RefSeq, a predicted model, not a curated record
ACGUUGGAGUGAUUGGUUGGAAAAAAAUUAAAAAAUAUUAAUUUUACACCGAAACCUCAUUAAUAAAGAAAAUAAAAGAAAUUCACUUGAAAAUUUUCGUUAAAAAAUAAUUUUUAGAAAAAUUAUUUAAAUUUAUUUUAACGAAUCUCAACGAAAUGUGAACAGAAAUGUAUCGAAGUUGAUUGAAAGAGACAAAAAAAAAAUUAACCACAAAAAAACAUUAAAUUGGAUCUAAUUUAACAAUUGAAUUAGAGUUCAACCUUCUAUUGAUUCAGUGACCGAGAAUCAGAGAAAAAUCAUCCAAAAUAGGUGCAAAAUCGAGUUUUAGAUAACAUCCGUUAAUUUUGAGAUUUAUUGAAGAAGUACAACGACGAUGACAAUGCACGGCGGCGGUGUAGAAAACAAGGCGUACGAAGGUGACGGGCAUCUCAAGAACCAUCGACCAUCGACGACGGCUUCCAUUCAGAGAGAAAAAGUCAAGCUACGACGCAGCGAGAAAUGGCGCAUCUUGAAAAAUAUUGCGGUAGUUUCGUUUGCUUUCAUGGUGCAGUUUACGGCGUUUCAGGGCACCGCGAAUCUACAGUCGUCAAUUAAUGCCAAAGAUGGACUCGGAACAAUCAGUUUGAGUGUAAUUUAUGCGGCGCUUGUGGUGUCGUGCAUUUUUGUGCCAACAUACGUUAUUCGACGAUUGACCGUUAAAUGGACCUUGUGUCUCAGUAUGUUGUGUUAUGCGCCGUAUAUUGCAGCCCAGUUUUAUCCAAAAUUCUACACCCUCGUCCCUGCUGGCAUCUUAGUAGGUCUCGGUGCAGCUCCCAUGUGGGCAUCAAAAGCCACUUAUCUCACACAAUUGGGACAAGUUUACGCCAAAUUGACAGACCAAGCUAUCGAGGCAAUUAUCGUACGUUUCUUCGGAUUCUUCUUCCUUGCCUGGCAAACUGCCGAAUUAUGGGGAAAUCUCAUCUCGAGUCUUGUGCUAUCGAGUGGCGCACACGGCGGCGGACAUUCGGGCGGCGAUUCAGAAAAUGGAACGUCAUUGGAGCAAUCUUUGGAGCGAUGCGGAGCACAUUUUUGCGUUAUUGCCGGACCCGAGGGCGAAACGGAACGUCCUCCAGACUGGGAAAUCUAUGAAAUUAGUUCGAUUUAUUUGUCGUGUAUCGUUGCUGCGGUCAUCAUAAUUGCACUUUUCUUGGAUCCGCUGCGGAGAUAUGGUGAACGUCGACGUGGAUCAAUUACUGCGAUUGAAAUUGGCGGAAGUCAAUUACUGGCAGCUACAUUCCGUCAACUGAAAAAGCCAAAUCAGCAACUUUUGAUCGCCAUCACGGUAUUUAUUGGCAUGGAACAAGCCUUUAUCGGAGCCGAUUUCACACAAGCUUAUGUGGCUUGCGCUUUAGGAGUUCAUAUGAUCGGAUAUGUGAUGAUUUGUUUUGGUGUCGUAAAUGCAAUUUGUUCCAUUAUUUUCGGUUCCAUCAUGAAAUAUAUCGGAAGAAAUUUGAUUAUUGCACUUGGGGCACUCGCUCAUGGCGGAUUAAUUAUUUUCUGUUUGAUGUGGCGACCAUCGCCGGACCAUCCGUUAAUCUUCUUUUUGGUUUCUGGCGUUUGGGGAGUCGGAGAUGCUGUUUGGCAAACACAAAUUAACGGACUUUAUGGAACACUUUUCCGAAGAAACAAGGAAGCAGCUUUCUCAAAUUAUCGUUUAUGGGAGUCUUUAGGCUUUGUCGUGGCUUAUGCUUAUUCAACGACGUUAUGUGCCGAGAUGAAAUGUUACGUUUUGUUAGCUGUUCUCGCUGUUGGCGUCAUUGGUUACAUCAUUGUCGAAAUUAGACACACGAAACAGGAACGAAGAAUCACUAAAAUGGAACAAGCCGCUUCCAAGGAGGAGCAAGAACAAGCGCAACGAGAAAAGGAACAAAAUGACGCUCAUGACGAGCUCGACGAGGAUAUUGUCGUUACGCAUAUGUAAUUUUGUUAGCGGAGAAAAGAUGUUAUUUUAUAAAAAUUUUCCUUUUUGAUUUAAAAAAAAAUUAUUUUAAAUUGUCAAUCAAAUUGAUUUGUAGUAUUAUUGUUAGGUUAGAAAACAGUUAAAAUAAUAAAUGUGCACUUUAAGCUAAAAAAACGAAAAAAAAAAAUUUUAACGGUCAAAAGAGGAAUUUGAAAUUCA